Messenger RNA from Zootermopsis nevadensis, 2840 nucleotides. It is a transcript of the gene dy, whose product is annotated as transmembrane protein dusky. Lineage: Eukaryota; Metazoa; Arthropoda; Insecta; Blattodea; Termopsidae. The record is from RefSeq and is a predicted model, not a curated record.
GGUAAAAUGCUGCUCGAGAGCGCGGCACAUGGGAGGGGAGGCGAGGGGGGGUAUGAGGGAUGGGACGUCCAUUUGUGGAAUAUACAUCUCGGAAGGAAAUAUUGCUAGUAGCAAUAUCAAGACUGAACAAGACAGGUGUAUUCCUUAAGAAAACUGUCGUUGAACUCUAUCUCAGUGGACAGACUGAAAUCGUAGCUUCGUUCACGUAGAUACCUUACCGGCUAAUGUAAAAAAAGGAGGUCUUAGCUCGGGUAUUCGAAACUGAAAUUUAUCUACAGGAAUAUUAGAGGUGCUUUCAUAGUGAAUCGCUCUCAGCCCACUGAAGGGACUAUUUUGUGGGGAAAAUUAAGACGUGGGUCGGACUAAAGACGGUGGCUGCUGAACGCGCGGCAUGCUACUACUGAACACUUUUCUGCUAGCCUGUCUCCUACAAAAGGGGCUGGCGUCAGCUGAGGAGGUGGACGUCGUUGAGGCCGUUCCAGGAACGGUGCAAGGGGUAGGUCCCUCGCAAGAGGGAGCUGAGACAGGGGACACCCAGUUACUCCAAGAGAGGGGUGACGACUCUGACCUGUCGGGAUCGGAUCAAAUAGCUCUGGAGUCGGGCGACCAAGAACUAGGAGGGAAGCAGCCGAAUCAUGGCUACUCUCCUCCGCAGAGAGGGCAUCCAGUACGAGGCGCUUCGGGACUCGGUCUUCCACCGCCUCAUUCAAUCGGGAAGCCAUUCGGAGGACCUCAUCAUGGAAAACAGCCUGUGUUCGAACACAGUCUGGAGUACCACGGUCCUCCACCACCUUUGCCUCAACAGAAACCACAGCCAGAGGCCAUGGAUAAAAUUUAUGGUGGUGGGGGUGUAGGGGGUGUUGGAGGCGAUGCGUGGCCAGCCCCGAUGCCGGAUAUGCCAAAGAUCGUGUCUUUGGAUGUGAAAUGCGAGAAGAAUUUGAUGAAAGUUUAUAUCGGAUUCGACAAACCUUUCUACGGUAUAGUGUUCAGUAAGGGGCAUUAUAGCAAUGUUAACUGUGUGCAUCUCCCGGCUGGAUUGGGACGAACUUCUGCGAACUUCGAUAUCAGCAUACACGCGUGCGGAACUUCUGGUAACACAGAGAACGGUCUCUACGGCUAUGGAGCAGAUUCAGGGUCUGGCACCUACUUCGAGAACAUUAUCGUCGUGCAGUACGAUCCUCAGGUACAAGAAGUGUGGGACCAGGCCCGGAAACUUCGCUGUACCUGGCAUGACCAGUACGAGAAAUCGGUGACGUUUCGACCGUUCCCAGUCGACAUGCUCGACGUCGUGAGGGCCGACUUUGCAGGAGAUAACGUCGGUUGCUGGAUGCAGAUACAGGUCGGCAAAGGACCUUGGGCCUCAGAGGUAUCCGGACUCGUCAAGAUCGGCCAGACAAUGACGAUGGUCCUUGCUAUUAAAGACGACGAUUCCAAGUUUGAUAUGCUUGUGCGCAACUGUAUGGCCCACGAUGGCAAACGAGCUCCGAUCCAGCUGGUGGACCAGAAGGGCUGCGUCACGAGGCCGAAAUUAAUGUCUCGAUUUACAAAAAUCAAGAACUUUGGCGCCAGUGCUUCAGUGUUGUCUUACGCUCAUUUCCAGGCGUUCAAGUUCCCGGACUCGAUGGAAGUUCACUUCCAGUGCACGAUUCAGAUUUGCAGAUACCAGUGCCCCGACCAAUGUUCGGAUCCUACGUCUCUCCUUCACGGCGGUCAAGGUCCGGACACGGGCUACGGCCCGCCACCUCCACCACCACUGCCUCUGGAGGCUUACCUCCACGCUGCGGCCGGAAGACCGAGAGACGAGCGGAGCGUCAGACGACAGCGCCGCGACACCUCGUCCGACCCCGAAAAGGAGGUCGGCGUGAACAGAGUGAUCCGCGUCGUCUCUACGGGUGACCUCACGUUCUCUCUGGAAGAUAACACCAACAGCAGCGCCCCCACCAUGGUGUUCCCGGGGCGAAGUGAGGACCCGCCAGUCUCGGGGCUCAUCUGCAUGACAACCCCUGGAUUCGCGGCAACCCUCGUCGUUCUACUCGCAAUCCUCAUCAUCUCCUGCCUCAUGUCGGCGUUUCUUUGCAUCCGAUUGCGACCAUUUGCAACUUCCAACAAGAACCUGGCUGCCUCUUUCAGUAAUCCUUCCCUCAACAAGAAGAAAUCUAAGAGCUGUUUCUAUUCGUAAUACAAGGAGUGCUGGUCUAACGAGUCGAUAGUGGCAGAGUGUUCAUGGAAUGAACAGGAGUAAGUUCAGGACGCCACUAAUGCCCGAGCACAGUUUUAUUGCAGGUUGUAUGUUUAGAUAUGCUACGCGUUACCCAGGUCGUCCAACUUCACAGUUAAGCCUUGGGAAUAACGCACGACGUUUCAGUGGUAUCAAAAUAUACUUGCAAGGAUAACUUAGAUGUCGGCACACUCACAAAAAGUGAAAAUGGAGCCUAUAGAAGAUGCUCGGAAUUUUGAAAAAAAAAUAUUCUAACGAAGGCAGUGGCCGUUUUUGAGAAGUUAAUAAAACUUAAUGUGCUCAUUUUUAACAAAUUAUUGUGUCAAAAUUAAAUCGUAUCAUUGUCAGAUACCCUCAUACGCCAGUAAGAAAAUUUAUUUAAUUUUUAUGGUCGUAUACAGUGUUUUGAAAGAAAAAUGUUAUUAAAAUUUUUGAGUAUUUUUUAUGCAGGCUUUAGAAAUAAGUGUUACUUGGAUUUAAUUAGAGGCCAUCUGAUAAUGAUCCCUAUCUAAAUACCUGAACAGGCUUAGUACAGGCUAACCUAACCUAACCUUAACCUAACCUAACCUUAACCUAACCCAACCUAACCUAACCCAAUCCAACCCAACCUAACCUAACCUAA